UUCUGGGUCAUGACAAAAGAAAUUCAUUGUAAAAAAAGAAAGGAAAAAGGGAGUAGAGAAGAGAAGAGGAGAGAGAGUGAAUUAGGGAGUGAUAGGCGGGAGGUUGACUGAGUGUCCAGUUGAGUAAAUUGGUCUGGUCGCUGAAAGCUUCUUGUCGCCACGGUGCUGGUGCUGGUGCUGGAUGCCAUGGCAAUUGCUCCCUCUGUGCGUGUGCAUGUACUGUAGUAUGAUGUUGGUUUCCAUGGUAAAGAUGACACGGAUCCCAUGCUGGCUCAGAGGUAAUUCAGCAUGUGUCGUGGAAAGCUACAAUUACAAGUUUCUCAUCUCUUGUGCAUUAAUUUUAUUUGAGUGAAAACCGAAAGCUUUUUUUGUUAAUACUCUUUUGAAAAUAUCCCGUCACUGUUGUACUUUUUUGGUUAUAAAGAAACAAACAAUAGAUUUCAUACUUCCUGAGAACAUAUGUCUCACUUUGAUUCGUCUGCUCGACAAAAACUGGGCGUGUGCAAUGACAUUCAUGUAGCGAGAUGAAUGAUGCGGUGCGUGUUAUCUGCAUGCAGAUUUCUGAGUGCUCCAGAAAUUGAACAGUGAUUUGCGAUGCUUUACGUAGACGCUCAGCCAAACACUUUACCUUCUUCGUCAUUGUCUUUCAACGGGAUGUGCAGUUCUAGCAAAGGACCACAGAGGGUUGGUUGUAAAUAUACAGUAGGUGAUUUUUCAGGAGUUGUUUAGCCUUAACUCUUGCACAGUAUGAGAUGCUAACUUAAUAUUUCAUGUCUCGUCUGCCCCACAUGUAGAUGGCCUUAUAACUAAUUUAUCCUCAGGAUUUUCCCCGUGUUUGAGUCAUCACUCACUUCCACUUCCUUUUGUCUAAUGCUCUCCAUUCAUCUCAUUAGGCCAUGUCCCACAGUACAUUAUAAAUAUAACCUCUCUUUUGUUGUAAUCAUGUAGAUGAACUAGUAAAUCUUUAAAUCACUAUCUCAUUAGCCCUUUGGGAUUAGGAUAUAUUCUGGAGAAGGCUCCCAGUUUGGAUUAAGUCAAGGGAAACCAUGUGGUACUUUUGGGGUUAUUUCAUGAUUUCCCUGUAGGGAAGGGGUCAUGUUUACAGUAAAGGUAAUUGGUAUUUGAGACUCAGCAGACACAGCAUAUUAUCCCUGAGGUCAUUACUCUUCUGCUGAAAAUGGGUUAUCUACCCACAGCCUGAAUGUAACUAAUUGACAGCUGAAAUGUAAAGCACAAAUAUGUAAUUUUCACUGAAAGACGAGGUAUCGUCACCACACUGUGAUUAAGUGAUGAAACUGCCAAUUGGCCAUGAUUGAGUUUGUCUUUAAACUCUUACCAUCUAAGUAAUCAAUGAUGUUAAAUAUUGAAUCUAAAAUAAUUGCAAACUGCUUCUUUUCUCGGUAAAGUGGUGAAUCUGUUCUGAUCAACUUCGUUCUCUUUAAGUCCUAGUGGCUCUAAAACGUCCACUAUAUUGUAGAGAAAUCAAAUUCAUUUUGUAUAUUCAAUCAAUAUAUAUUGUUUUUGCCUGCAACUAACGAUUAUUUUCUUACGUGUUUAAUAAUUUAGUUUUUAGCACAUCAGAAAACUGAAAAAUGCCCACUGCCCUUUACAAUUCCUCGAGGCCAAGACGACGUCAUUAAUGCCUCAUUUUGACUGAUCAAAAGCCUAAUUUACUCUAUUGUAAGAGACUAAAAAACAGAAGAAAAUUCUCAAGUUUGAGUAGCUCGAACCAGCGAGUGUUUUUUACUUGCAUAAUAAUUGAAUAUCAAAAAUAGAUGCUGAUUUAUUUACUGCCCACAGAUUAAGCGAUUAAAGUCUGAUCCUUGCAGCUUGAAAACAUUUAAUUCAGAAAUUGUAUACUGUCCAAUGAAAACCACGUUCCUGCAUCUUUCUUUAUACUGCUUUUAGUUUUAGAAACAACUUCUUGUGGUAAAAAAGAUAAACAUUAACAAACCCAUUGGAUUAUCUAAAAAAGUCAAAGCUGAAGACCGCUUUCAUGCCUCAUGGAAAGUUUCCAUUGUGGAGAUACAUGGUUUAUAGGCCCUUUGCGAUAGAAGAUAGAUAAGACGGAUGACACAGAUAAAAUAGAUUAGAAGGAUGGAUAGAUAGAUAGAUAUAUAGAUGUAUAGACAGACAGACAGACAUUAGCCUAUGACAUGAGCUUUGAGAAUGUCAUAUCGACUUUGUUUCAUUGGUGAAUCCAAUUUCUUGCCACUGGACCACAAACAAUUGCUUGAUUAAUUCCCCACUCUGUUGCACAGAUGAUGACAUGGUCGUUACUGUAUGUGUGUGUGUGGGGGGGAGGGGGACCUGAGGUAGAAAACGCCGGAAAGUUGAGCUGCUGCCAUAGACAUGGAGGGCCUCCUGAGGAGCAUCCGAGCUGUUCUUCUUGCUCUGUCUGUUGAAUUUCUCGCCGACCUACUUGCUUUGGAGCUGUGCCAUUGGCUCUGGUUUGUCAAAUUGUUAAUCCAAUAAAUAGCUUGGCAGUCAAAGCCACUUCAAACAUAUUUCUCGUCAAAAAGAUAAACACAGAUUAUGAAAGUAUUGAGGGGAAAAAACUGCCACGUCCAGAGCAAGCACCUGAAAGAGCGCAUGCAUUGAUAAGUCACACUUCCAGCAUGACAAUGUAUGAUGAUGUAGUAGACAUGUGACUGGAAUUACCGGGAACUGCAGCAACGGUUUUCAGACUAGUGAGUAAUGGAUAGUAUGGUGACAUAUGAGCAUGUAUGCAACAGUGUAAUGAAAGGACCAGGGGUGAGUCAUGUAGAUGGCUGAAAAGCUCUCACACACACUCCCCAGGGAUUGUUCAUUGGCAUCACCUCCCUGCCAGAGGGCACUCAUCCCACAAACCCUCUCUGCUGGAGAGCUACCGUGUCAGGAGUGGUGGAGUAAUGCCUUUGCUUGUGUCAUGCCGUGCCAUCACAGCUGCUUUUUUUUCCACAAACAAACAAAGCUUUGGAGGAAAAACCUCAACAUCCCAAAUAUCAACACCAGACCAUCUGAGAAGAGGGUGAUUGAUCAUAUGCUUGGUGUAUUACACCACAUCAGACAUGCUGAACCAGUCACACUCAAUGUCUAAAUGAGUCACUCACCUCAAUUGUGGGUCACGCUGCCACCUCAGCUCGUACGUUUCCGGACAGCUUAUUCACCUCAAUUACAAACAGGAAAGCUUAGAAAUGUAGCCUGUUUAUUUGUGACAGUUCUGGGUCAACCAUUACAAACUUAUGCUCUGCAUCCAAGCCUUUUUCAAAUCCCACACAAAUAGAUUUUUAUUUAAGUGUAGAUCCAGUAGUUUUAAAAGAUGACAAACAUGUCAUGCUGAAUGUUGGUUAAAAUUGGUAUAAAGUGAUGCACAUUUGAGACAUUUCAUGGCACAUUUAUAAAAGAAGUUUUGAGUUUGAGUCCAAAAAGGACGUGUAUGUUUGACAUGGACAAAGUGUGCAAAAGUGGAAAAGGGCACCAAAAAAGCUUGUUUUGAAGUAGUUCUCCCUGUCAUCAGAAUCACGAGUGUCGUGUUUUUCAGUGGCCUCGUUUUACAUUAAGACUGAGACUGAAAAAUCAGGCCAAAGGACAAAUGUAAGUGGUGUGAGGACAAGUUGUGACUUUAGUAUCAGUUUUGCUUUAUUACACAAAAGUUUAUAAUCCCAGGAAAGUUUGUUUCCGGGAUGUUUCUUUUAGACGGUAGUGCUGAACAGAUGCUUGAACCAAGUGUCGACCAUUGUUACAAUGUAUACUGACAACCUGUAAGAUGCACAGCAGUGUUUUUGCGUAAAUUUGAUUAGCUUCACUUCUUGUUCACAGUGGUUUUAGAGCUGAAAACAUUCUAAAAUCUCAGUGUUGUUGCCCUUCUUUCCUACUAAAAUAAAAUAUAUAAGAAAACGCUUUAGGUAGCCUAGCCGUGGAAAGGCAAAUGUGCAUUUCCUUGCAUGUUCCCCUUGAUAAUGUAUAACUGUGAAGAUAAAGGAAAAGAAGAGGGAGGAUGUGAACUAUGCUUUUGCCAUUGGCCACAUUUUUCUGUCUCAUGAAUCACACAAAUUAGAGUGUUUCAACAUGUUGAACAGUGCUGUGUUAAGGAACACAUUACUGCUGUAAAACUGUCUAGAUGACACAGUCAAACAGUGUAAUGGCUGAACACAGAAGACAUGGAGCUGAGAGUUAGGUGUCAGGGUUGUCUUCACUGCUCCUGUCAGCCUUAGUGACUCUUAAGUAGCCAAGUGCUGCUAUCUGGUGUGUUUCCAUUAAGCUAAUAUGUGGAACACGAGGGCUUAUCACAGAGCUGUGAUUCCUAAACUAUUAUUCAUUUAUAUAGAAUGACCUGUCGGCACUUCUGCCAGCUGUGUGUGAAACAUCUUAAUGAGAAACAAUCAAACUUGCAUUUUCAUGUUGAAAUGUUUCUGCGUUCAUCAGGCUGGUGUCUGGGGUUCUUUUAUACAUUUCAUUGAUCAUCAUGUGUUUUAUAGAUCACCAUCAAUACUAAGAAUAUCCAAGCAUACAAAAAAAACAUUUCUAUCAAUUAAAAAAAUACAAAAUACUGUUUGUACUUUUAGAAGAUACCAAUAUUUACAACUGAAAUACAAAUGAUCAUCAAUACAAAGCAUAUAAUAAUAGAACCACCUUGCUUUUCAGAAUAUUCUCCUUAAAUAUGAAUUCGUCAUUUGGUAAAAAAAGGUUUAAUUUCAUUUCCCAAAAAACAACACAUUCUCUACACUUUCAGAAAUGGCAGUAUACUCAAAUGUCUUCCAUUUCUUAAAUUUCUCAUCUUCCCAAAACAUCAUUUAUAACCAGUUGCAACCAAUGGACAUUUCUGCUGUUUUCCUAAUUGCCAUAUAUGACAGUGGGGUACACUUAGUGUAGAAGUCGGGGAGAAUGGAGGCAGUGAAAAGCGACAUUUUGAGAACAGCGACAUCAACAAGGUCACAAACAAUGAGAUGGCCGGUCUGUUUGACCGGACUGAGCCACGUGUCCCUUUAACGUUCUAUGGAUUGUUUGCAAAAGGUCGUCUGCAUGGCGGUGGCAGGUGGUCCAAGUCAACAAGAGGUGUGUCACCAGUCCGAUGUGGCACGGGAUAUCUGACUGACAUGGGCUGUAAAUAAGACGUCCACUGAGUAUCUUUCUUGUGGCAAAGUACGUCUCAGGUGACCGCAAGGAAUCUUGACUCUGCUCAGAUACACGGAGCCGACGUUCAGAAUCCCAACGCCUCAAACUUGGCAUCGCGUCUCCCUCUUUAGCAGUUGCCUAAAGUGUAUAAUUAGAAUCUGCUAUUUUAGAAAACCGGCGUCCCCGUCUCAACACCCCGCUGUCUUACACCUCUCUCUACUUGCACUGGAAAUAUUUUUGGAGAAGGCAUGUGAAGUUACUUGGUGACACUUUUAACAGGACUUUUAUUUAACACUUUGGUGUACAUUCAUUGGAACUUUUUUCUCUGUGAUGCCAUUAGAAUACAUGUUCAACAUUUAAUAACGAUAGUGUUGAUAAUAUCAAUGCACAAGUACCAAAUAAAUCUCAGCUUUUUUGUAAAGAAAACAUAAAGAGCAGUAUGUGAGCUGAAUUUCCACUUUACAAUUCAUGAAACGGCCCCCUGUGAGACCGUUUCAUCACUUCUGUUUACUUUCAAUGUCACGGCCUGAAAAGACAUUUCCUUACCAAUGUUACAAGUAUUAUUUUAGAAGUACUUUAUGGCCUAUCUUUACACACCGGCUCUUAUUUUCAACUUCGUAUGCCUUUGAUGUAGCCUGUAGUACAUUGCCUCAUUGUUGGAUUUGUCAUUGAUAAAAUACUAAAGCAUCUGUUGUAUUUCAUGCCAGCAGGGUGGCAGUGUUGCAACACUGGGGAUAUAUGAUUAACUUGAAAAUGAAUGGAAUAUUCCUGAUGGACGAGUACAUCUUCAUUCUUGAAACUAAAGGGAAAGGAGGAGUGCGUAUAUGUACCAAAAAGAACAUUUUUCACAGAUGUAUCAUUUGAUUCAUCAAAAAAGGCCACUUUAGUGAUGGUUAAAGCCUUAAAUAUGAAGUGAUCUAGCAAACGUACAGCAUGCAGUAGGUAUUGCAGUAGGCUUAUUGUUCAUUGUUUAUUGAAAAAUGAAUGAAUUAAUGAAUAAACAUUGUAUGACACAACAGUAAAUAAUUUCAAUUUUAGGGUACAAAUGGUAGGAGUAUGAGAAGAAAGGGUACCAUGUUGUACUUGGUUAGUGGCAUAUUCUCCUAAAGUUUUUUUUUAAACCCGAUAGUUACAGUUCAGGUCUACUCAUUUCUGAGCAUGGUGAUCUUGAUCAUUAAAGAAGUGAAUGGUUUAUGGAUGGCCUCUGAUAGCAGAUUGGACAUUUUACGACGUGAUUACUUUAGAUUUUGUUAACUUCUCACUGAUAUUAAAUGCACAGAAAGUGAUUAAUUGAUGACUGUGAUUUGGGAAAGUCAGAUUUUUUUUUUUCUGGUUGAUUGAAGUUACUGGUAAUUACAAUCAUUAAAGUCAGUCUUUAUUUGGAUGCAAGCAGCUGGCUGAGAGUCAAACAUCUGCAGUCCAUCACAAGGCAACCAACUCCCAUGAGAACAAAGAAAACAAAGGGGUGAUUAGGACUUUGUCUCAUUUAGUUUCUGCUCACAUUGUAAAUCCAGCCACGUCAUGGUACGUUGCAUAAAUAUUUUUCUUGUGUAACCUCAAAAUGUUGCUUUUGCAUUAGGUGGCAAUGCUUUCCCAAUAGCAGAAAGUCAGUAGUCUUGUGACCAGAAAUUCCCAAGAUACAUCUGAAAGUUUUGUUAAGUUUUAUUCAUUUAACCAAGAUUGACAUUUGCAUUCUUUUCAUAUAAGGACACUUGCUCUUUAUUGCUCCUCUGCCAUGAGCAGCGCUGCAAUAGUCUCCUACUUGCGCCGUGUAACAUGAUUCUCUAAAACGUAAUAAUAUUUCCACUGCUUCCUAAAAAUAUGAGGAAUAUUUAAACUUGCACAAUGGUGGUCAAAGUUAAAAAGGAGUCACGCUCAUCCUGUAGAAGAGCACCUCACUUCGACUCCCUCAUGUCUCCCUCCCUCCCUCUGACAGUGUGUGAUGGGAGGAGCUCCAGUGUGUUGAGUGUCCAGAGGCAGGCUGUAGUACGAGACUGUGUCAGAGGGAGAGUGUGGACCUGCGGACUCAGAGCUGUCAUCUACCAGACUCUGCUGUUUCUGUGGAAUUUUUCUUCUGACACUUCCUGGAGGAGGAAUCAGUCUGUCUGUGUCACCUAAAGGAAACCUUUUUUAGAUCUAAAGGGGAGUUUUUGUUUUCUCGGCUGAGUGGGAUUGAGUAUCUCAGCUGAGACCCGGCGGUGCCACCUACGCAUGGAGGCUGAUCGGUGGAGGCUUUCUGUCUUGUUCUGAGGUCUCAGCUCUUUAUUCCAAACCAGCAUCAUCUUCUGCAGGCCCAAAGGAGUCACCACAGUGCAUAGGCCUUCCAUUCAAGGAGCCUUGAGCUGCAGAAAGAGAGAGAGGGAGAGAAUAUAAACACGGCUUUAAAAAAGGCGCUCUUCAUGAAUUCCCGAAAAACCUAAAAGGCAAAUACUGCGAGUUGGCUGGCGGUCCUGAGGAGGCAUGUGGACAAUGAGUAUGGCUUGGCUCUGUCUCCCAGCCUACACCGUCUUCCUUGUUGGUUGCUUUCAUACAGCUGUCACGGAAAGCGAUGUCACUCCACGCCUCACCUUCUCCUACAAUGUGAAGGAGAGGACAACCAGAAGUUUCUCAGUCGGCGGAGUCUUCAACUUCACCUCUCUCCUACUCAGUAAAGAAGACAACACGCUGUACGUUGGCGCUCGGGAGAUCCUCUUUGCUCUCAACCUCGCUGACAUCAGUGCCGGCAAGCUACAAAGAAAUCUCACGUGGAAAACUCCAGAGAAGAAGAGAGACGAGUGCAGUUUCAAAGGCAAAGACCUGCAGACGGAUUGCUUCAACUACAUCAAGAUUUUACUCCCUCUGAACAGCACUCAUCUGUAUGUGUGUGGAACAUACGCCUUCAGCCCCACCUGUGCUUACAUAAACACUACAGACUUCUCCCUUGUCAAGAGUGAUGCUGGUGAGAUUGUAACAGAAGAUGGACGAAGCCGCUGCCCCUUUAACCCUGAAUACAAGUCCACUGCUAUCAUGGCUGAUGGAGAGCUGUAUGCCGGUACAGUCAGUAAUUUCCAAGGAAACGAACCCAUCAUUUACAAGAGUCUAAGCCAAGGAACGGCUCUAAAAACAGAAAACUCACUCAACUGGCUUCAAGACCCAGCCUUUGUUGGCUCUGCCUACAUACAGGAGAGCCUGCCCAAGGGCAACCUUGUGGGCGAUGACGAUAAGAUUUACUUCUUCUUCAGUGAAGCGGGAAAGGAGUUUGAUUUCUUUGACAACACCAUUGUGUCACGCAUUGCUCGCGUGUGUAAGGGUGACAUGGGAGGUGAGAGGGUUCUGCAGAAGAAAUGGACGACCUUCCUGAAGGCUCAACUCUUGUGCUCUCUGCCUGAUGAUGGCUUCCCCUUCAACAUAAUCCAAGACAUGUUUGUGCUGACACCCAGCCCCGAGGACUGGAAGAACACUGUGUUUUAUGGAGUAUUCACGUCUCAGUGGUAUAAUGGUGCUUCAGGAAGCUCUGCAGUGUGCUCCUUCACUAUGGACCAGGUGGAAAAGGCGUUCAAUGGGCGAUACCGUGAGGUCAACAGAGAGACUCAACAGUGGUACACAUACAAUCAUCCGGUCCCAGAGCCUCGGCCUGGUGUGUGUAUCACAAAUGCUGCCAGGGAACAGGACAUCUCCUCCUCGCUGCACAUGCCAGACAAGGUGCUGAAUUUUGUCAAAGACCACUUCCUGAUGGACAGCGUGAUCCGCAGCCAGCCUCUCCUGCUAAAACGUAAUGUUCGCUACACGCAGAUCGCUGUCCAUCGCGUCCAGGCGGCAAAAAAAGCGUAUAAUGUCAUCUUCAUUGGCACAGAUGAUGGGAGACUUCAUAAAGCCAUUAAUGUCAAUAACAAGAUGCACAUCAUUGAGGAGAUGGUGCUCUUUCGUGAUUCCAAACCAGUGCAACACAUUGAGCUGGACACUGAAAAGGGUCAGCUUUAUGUUUCCUCUUUCUCUGAACUGGCGGAGGUCCCAGUAGCUAACUGCACUAAUUAUCAGAGUUGCGGGGAGUGCAUCCUCUCCAGGGAUCCUUACUGUGCUUGGAAUGGUAGGCAGUGUGUGGAUGUCAGACUGGCUCCACCAAGCAGUGCCUUGCAGCAGGAUGUAGAUGAAGCUGACACAUCAGCUAUUUGCAACAAGACAGUGCCAAGCCCACGGUUUGCUAAACCUCCACCUACACGAAUGUCUUCAUGCCAGGUGAUCAUUAUCCCAGCCAACACGUUCAAAGUACUCCCUUGCAAGCUGCGCUCUAAUUUGGCAGAGAGGAGGUGGGAGUUCAGUGAGAGUGCAGGUCACUUCCAUUACCCCAGCCCAGAGGGGGGAUUGGUAGUGGUAGCUCAAGCUGACAGGCAGGAAACCUAUGAGUGCUGGUCAGUGGAGGAAGGCUUCAGACAGCUGCUGGCAAACUACUGUGUGAGGGGCGAGGCCAAGCACGAGAGCACCACCCUGAGAGGCCGCUCACGUACGCCACAGGUCUCCCAGGAGGAGUUCAUCAUCCUGCCAGGAGAGGCCCGCUCACCGCAGAUCAACACUAAGACGUACUGGAACGAGCUGAUCGUGGUGUGUUCCCUCCUGGCGUUUUCCCUGGUGGUCUUCUCUCUAUUUGUGGUCUACAGGAACCGCGACGACAUGAAGUCCAUGCUCAAGGAGGGAGAGUGCCCCAACAUUCAGCAGAAGAAGCCCAGGAUAGUGGUGAAACCGGCUGAGAACUUGCCGCUAAACGGCAACACAGUCACAGCGUCGGCGUCAGAUCACAAGGGCUACCAGACCCUUAACGACAACUACAUCUGCAGCACUCCCCCGCACGAGUGCUCAUCGCCCGACAACAGCAGGAGCUUCUUAGAGUCGGAGAAGAGGCCUCUGAACUUGAGAGAGAGUCAUGUAGAGAUUUCUCCCACAUGCCCACGGCCAAGAGUCAGACUGGGCUCCGAGAUUAAAGACUCUAUAGUGUGAGGCUGGCUUUAUGUUGUGUGGAGGGACUCAUUUUAAACUGAAAGAAAAGAGUGCACUUGCUGAGAGAGACAAAGCCCUAUAAGAGGGAAGACUGAGGAUCAUUCGACUCUUCAUGGAGAGACAUUUCAUUUCACAGAUUUUGCACUUUUUGUUCUGUCCCUGUGGUCCAUGUUUAUUUCAUUUUGUUUUCCUCUCACUCCCUCGUAUUCAAGUGCAUUUGAAGCACACUGAAGAAGUUCCAGUUUGCCUUCAGACUUUUGAUGCUUUCACUACGGCUCACAGGAAUGUAACAAGCGAAGAGGCGAUGUCACGACUAAGAUUCACUGAUUUAGUUUCAUAGCAUUGCCGCUCAGUCCGUCUAUAUAAUCUACUGGCAAUGCUUUGAAAGGCAGAGUAAUAUUCAAACAUGUUCCCACUAACGACUUAUAGUGUUUACUGUUUUAAUUGCAUUCUGUCAUCUGUUAAGAGCCUAACCUUUCCCUGAGGCUAUGCACUAUGUACUGGUCUGUAGCAAGGUAAACACUCACACCAGAAUAUACACGAACAGCAGCCGGCAGGCGAGAAAGAAAAAAAAAAAAGUCCUGUCAUAGAUUUUUUUAGAUAGCCAGUAUGCAUUUACACAAGUAUACUCAUUGUUUAGGCUUGAAUACAACACAGCAACAGAGAAAGAAUUAAGAGUAGAAGAGUUGUGCUAACAGACUGAAAAGGUUGAUUAAAAAAACACAGAUAUUUAUAAAGAGAACACAAACAAGGAUUCACCUCAGUGGAAACUCUACCCACCUCAAUCACCGCACACCAAAAACAUGAAUAUUAUAUAGUCAUAAAUGAUGACAUGCUAUGUUUUUAAGUAUUGGUAUUAUUAGUGGAUACAAAUAUUCCUCCGUGGAAGCCUGACUUUCAACAGGGUUUUCUUUCACCAAAUGUGAUAAAGGGAAAAAUGUCAUUCCAGGUAUUAUCAUGCUGUUCUUCAUGAGAUAGACAGUCUAUGCAAAGCAAAUAAUGUGAAGUGGGGUAAAUACCAAGACAACCUCACCUCGAGACUGAGUUAGCACAAAGGUGUUGGCGCUAGUAAUUACUUUAGGAUCAGCAGCACUGCAAACACACACACACACACACACACACACACACACACAAGCUCUCAUUACACUAACUGUAGGUAUGCAAGAGAUUUUAGCUAUUUUGGUGUAUUUUAGUGCAGAAUAUUGCCGAAAUAUUUCUCUUACAGAGAGGCAUUUUUCAUAUUCUUUAAUUUUACAAAUAACUAUCACUAUUCUCAAAGGGAAAUAAUAAUACAUAUUUAAAUAAUACACCUAUUCAUAAUCUGAUUUAAAUAACACAUCCGUGUAGCCUCAACUUUGAUAUACAUAUUAAUUGAGUGUUAAUGAGUGGAAGAAAAUGGCCUCUGCUUGCUUAAAUGGUUUGAAAGGCAACCAUAAAAGCAAUAAUUGUUAUUCUCAUCCAGUAAUAUAGUUAUAAUUGUGGAUUUUAAUGAUCUUGAUUAGUCAUUUACCUUAUUCAGAAAUAAUGAAUUAUAAACCAUAUGAUCCAACAAAUUUGUGGGUCAGAGGUUGGAGUAACUUGAAAGCAUUUUUAUACAAUAUAAUUGAAGUCUUACUUGAGUUGAGCUCUAGUAUUUCAAUGUGGCCAGCAAAAUUACAAUUUCACAAAAAUGCAGGAAGGCAUUCUGCUUGACUCAGAAUGCAUAGGAUUUGCACAUGGUGUUGAAAAGCCUUAGUAUAAUGCAGGUUAUGGGUUUGAUAACAAAUCUAAAACGGAUAAUGCCUUCUGAAACAAUAAUCAAGAGACGUGCCUCUUGGAGAGAUAAACUAACCAGGUAGUAGUGCUGUAGAGUCAAAUGCUACACUGUAGCUGUGACAGGACUGGCCAUGCUCAGACACAAGAGUGAAAACAUUGAAUACGUGUGAUUUAAUAUUGUCAAGUUUGUACAGUACGUGCUCAUGAGGUGUUGUUUUUUUAUUUAAUUUUCAUCACAGUGGCUUCAACUUUAGUCAGGGACUCAAUUUUAUUCUAAAACUGUAGCACAUGAAUUACCACUGGCUGAUUUUAAAAGACUGAAUUAUUGACAAGUAUUAUGUUACAUUUCCUGUAAAUGGCACUGAAAAAAAUGACUCAAAGGCUGGUCAACUCUAAAGAUUCAUGCUUAGACUGUUAAUAAAAACAAACAAUUGGCCGCUUUUGGUGAAGUGGCUGCCGUCAGAACAAUAUACAAUUGCAGAACAAAUACAAAGUGGCAGUGACUUAGUGAAAUAUGUGCAGGUACUGAACAUGCUUUCAUUGAAUACAAGCCUAAACUAUUAAUGCCACAGUGAAAGUAUCGUCGUCUGCUAUCUCUUAAUGAACCACUGUAGUCUGGCCUUUUAUUUGUGACAGUACAAGUUGCUCAGACUCUUGUCAACAUGUAAGUAAAAAACGUUUUUUUAUGUAAAAUUGUUUUGUAAAUUCAGCUGCCAAUGUAAAAAUAUCGUGAAUUGUAUUUUUUUGUAUCAUACAUCACUACUGUUUGUUUUUUCUUUUUUGUAUUGUAUAUAAAAAGCACUUUA
This is a messenger RNA of Anarrhichthys ocellatus (wolf-eel), 12629 nucleotides long. RefSeq names its product sema domain, immunoglobulin domain (Ig), transmembrane domain (TM) and short cytoplasmic domain, (semaphorin) 4Ba (gene sema4ba). The transcript has 15 exons. Lineage: Eukaryota; Metazoa; Chordata; Actinopteri; Perciformes; Anarhichadidae. The record is from RefSeq and is a predicted model, not a curated record. Bases 7558 to 10068 code for a protein of 836 amino acids. Gene Ontology annotation, molecular function: chemorepellent activity; semaphorin receptor binding. Gene Ontology annotation, cellular component: plasma membrane. Gene Ontology annotation, biological process: semaphorin-plexin signaling pathway; negative chemotaxis; positive regulation of cell migration.